AUGUCUCAUUUUGUGAUGGUCGAUUUAUAAAUAUAUAUUAUUUUUAUGGAUUUUAGUAUACUAUUUGUUCUCUAACUAUUUAUUUUUAUCUUAAAUAACUUAACUAUUAUGUAAAAAUAGCUUGAGAAUAUUUCAUUCGCAUCAAAAUGGCUGACAUAUUUCGUUCAGCAUUCGGUAUUUUUUCGGGCAACAAAACUGACAGUGAUUUUGUUGGCCAACGUGUAGACAUUGCCUCAACCCAACUGAGGGUAAAGAAGUUAAUAGCAGAAGGUGCUUACGGCUUCGUGUUUGUUGCUCAAGAUGUUUCUUCCGGAAAGGAAUAUGCUUUAAAGCGUCUCAUGGCAGCAGAUGAGGCAGCCAACAACGCAAUUAUUCAAGAAAUAACAUUUAUGAAACGUCUUCGAGGCCAUCCAAACAUUGUGCAAUUUCAAAAUGCUGCUUCCAUUGGUGCAGAUGAAUCUGAAAAUGGAUUGGCAGAAUUUUUAAUUUUGACUGAAUUGUGUACAGGAGGUCAGUUGAUAAAGUGGUUCAAUGAUCGUCAAGGCAAGAGAAUACCUGCCAAUCAAGUGCUCAAAAUAUUUCAUCAGAUUUGUCGAGCUGUUGUUCACAUGCACAAACAGAAUCCACCCAUAAUUCACCGUGACCUUAAGAUUGAGAAUUUGUUAGUGAGCUCUCGUGGUCAGAUCAAACUGUGUGAUUUUGGUAGUGCCACAACAAAAUCCCUAUAUCCUAGUGAUUCCUGGACAUCUGUUGAAAGAAGUUUGGUUGAAGAUGAGAUGCAACGGAAUACUACACCAAUGUAUCGAGCACCAGAAAUGGUUGAUCUGUACAGCAAUUAUCCAAUCACUAUAAAAUCAGAUGUCUGGGCCUUGGGAUGUUUAUUGUACAUGCUUUGUUAUAUGGAGCAUCCAUUUGAAGAUGGUGCUAAAUUGAGGAUAUUGAAUGCAAAGUUUACUUUACCAGAAUUUGAUAGAGAAUAUGAUGUAUUUCACAGUUUAAUAUAUAAGAUGUUGCAGGUAGACCCGGCAAAGCGUCCUGAUGUUUCAGAAGUUGUCACUAGUUUAGAAUCAAUUGCAUUGUCGAGAUAUGUUGAGUUAAAAGGGUCCAUAUUUCAAGAGGAAGAAUCAAUUAUGUCCGCAAGGCAAGAUGAUACAGAUCAAGCUGGUGGUAGCAGCGCUGUGUUUGGUGGUGUUGUGAAGGGUGCAGGAACAUUCUUUUCUAAUAUCAAGGAUAUGUCAAACAAAGUUGUUCAGUCUGUUGCAGGAUAUGUCAAAAGUGAUCUGGAUAUCUCUUAUAUAACUUCAAGAGUAUUGGUUAUGCGAAUUCCUGGAGAAGGCAUUGAGUCAACUUAUAAAAAUAGCGUAGAUGAUGUUCAAAUAUUUCUCGAUACAAAACAUCCUUCGAAGUUUGCUGUUGUUAAUUUAUCCCAAAGACCGGCAAAAUUGAAAGGCAAGAUUUUUGACUGUGAUUGGCCGUCGAAACGAGCGCCAUCUUUAGAGAAAAUUUUCAUGAUUUGUAAAAAGAUCGUAUCUUGGUUGAAAGUGGAUAAAAGAAAUGUUGUAGUCAUUCAAUGCCAGGAUGGUAAACUUACGUCGGGCUUGCUGGUCACAUCGUUAUUUAUAUAUUGUCAUCUUUUUAUGUCGCCUGAAUGUGCUUUUGAAAUGUUCAAUGUUCGUCGUCAAAAUAUGUCCACAAGAAUUGUACCUAGUCCUUCGCAGAAGCAUUAUUUCAAUUACAUAACGCAAUUAAUAAACGAUCCAGAUGUGAAGCCUCACAAAUAUUUUCUUACUAUAAACACAUUCACCAUGGAACCAGUACCUCUCUUUAAUCGAGCAAGAAAGGGCUGUAGACCGUUUCUAGAAGUUUAUAAUGGUGACAAAAGAGUAUUGUCGACUGCUCAGGAAAUAGAGCAGAUGAGAGAGUAUACCAUUUCUGAUCAUCAAAUUGAUUGGAAACUUCGUCUUGAAGUCCAAGGAGAUAUAACCAUAUGUGUUUAUCAUGGACGAUCUACUCUCGGUGGCAAAGUACAAGGAAAACUAACUUCUAUUCCAAUGUUUCAAAUACAGUUUCAUACUGGCUUUGUUGGAGUUACAGCCAAAAAGAUGGUCUUUAUUAAAGAGGACGUCGAUGUUGUUGAUGCGAAUAAUAUGAAUAAGUUUGCCGAAAAUUUCAAUCUUUCACUCGACGUUUCAGUUGAUGAGAAUCGCUGUAAUAAUGUCACUUAUGUUUGGGAUUCUGGGCCCAACGAAAAAGCAACAAGACAAUUAUUAUUUACGACGUCUGAAGAAUAUCUGCAGUGUCAGGAGGAUUUUGUUUUAGGUGAUGAUCGUGAAAUGAGUUACAGAGAACAGUUCGAGCUUGAUAAGAAAUUAAGAAAUGACAACGGUGAUACAGUGAAGAAAAGUUCAAUAAAGACGGAUAAUAAUGAACGCUCAUUAAAUAAAGAAAGAAAAACUAAUCAAGGUUUACUUAAUGAGAAAACUGAACAAAAAGCUGGCUCAUUUUUCCAGAAUCUGAAUUGGCAAGGCGAAGAAGAACCCCUAAAAGAAAGUGACGAAAGUGACGAGGAAUGGGACGCAUUACGAAGUGGAAACAGAAAAAAUGAAGCAAUAUCUGGCGCUCCAAAAACGUUUGAUUUCUUUGGCGAACGUGAAUCACAAGGCAACAAUAAUGAAUCUAGCUUUGAUUUGUUUACCCUCAGAGGGGAACAACCUGUUCCAGUAAAAAGUAAUUCUAGCGAGGACUUGUUAGGACUUUCUGAAGAUAAUAAUGGCGAUGAAAAGGGAAGUGCGGGUGAUCAUAAAUCUGGUCAAACAUCACCGCGUCCCAGGAAAGGUACAAGGCAUUCAAGUUUGGGUGAAGACCAAUUACAGCCUGAUUUUGAUUUAUUAAAUCUGUCAAGUCAUUCAAAAGAAGAUCCCGUGGUUGAUCUUCUUGGACUGAACAGUACUGGGAUGAAAAGAAACAAGAGCGCUGAUGAUAUAUUUAACACAUCUCCUACAGAAAAUAAACCAUCUGACGAUAUUUUUGCAGAUCUGCGUUCAUCUGCAGACAAUUCCACUUCAUCAACCACCAGCAAGCAACCAAAUUCGUUUGACCCGUUUUCUGGAGGUCAAGCUAAGAAUGUUGAUCUUUUUGGUAGCUUUGACACCACAACACCUGAAUCAAGCGGCACCAUCUUAACACCUCAAGUUAAUACUUCAUGGAAUCAAAAUACUUCGGCUUCACAGAAAUUGUCCAGUAAUGAUCCAUUUGCAGAUUUAGGAGGGCUGGGCACUAGCAAUGGUUUUGCUGAUAAAACUCAGACAGCGAAGAAGAAGUCUCCCACUACCACCCCCCCUCCGUCAAGACCUCCGCCAACACAGCAGAAGUAUGGACAAACUUUUCAAACUGGCCCAGGUGUUAAACCAAAGGCAAAAGUACAAAAGCCAAAUUAUGCUCCAAGUUAUUCACCUUCCUCUGUGUUUGGAUCAUAUGGUCUACGGGAUGGUUAUGUGAAUAAACAUGUGAAAAAGGACGAGUUUAGUGAUAUAUUAAACUCGCAUGGCUUUAAACCGUCAACAGAAACUGGGCCUAGCACAAUAAAUUCAUUACGUAAGCAAGCAGACGCUGAGGAUGAUCCUGUUAAAGCCAAGGUCCGUAGUUGGAGUGAUGGUAAAAGAAAGAAUAUUCGUGCUUUGCUUUGUUCACUCGAUACUGUUUUGUGGGAAGAGGAGAAAAGAUGGAAGAAAGUUGGGAUGCACGAGUUGGUCACGGCUGAUCAGGUUAAAAAAUAUUACAAACGAGCAGUUCUCUCUGUCCAUCCAGACAAGCUUAUUGGCACUCCACAAGAGCAUUUAGCAAGAGCAAUUUUUAUUGAAUUAAAUGAAUCAUGGACAGCGUUUGAAGAAAGUGGCUCGAAGUCACUUUAUUAAAAACAAAAAUAAUAACACGUGAUAUGAAAUAUUAGGAAAUCAACGUGAGAUAUUUUAGUGUGUAAUGUCUGGAUAUUGUUGAAAUGGUCGUAUCACAUAAUGAAAGGUCACACCAUUUACAAUAUUUUCCAAAAUAAUUUUGGUUUCAAUUUUUUGUUCAUCCUUUUUUUUCAAAGUUCAGGUUUUUGGACAGUCGUCAUUCUCGUUGAGGAGUGAAAGAAUAAAAUUCCAAAAAUUUUGAAGCAAAAGUGUAUGACGAUGGGAAAUAUUUGUUUUUAGUAGAAUGGCUUAAUGUGAAUAUUGAUGAUUUAAUAUAUAGUGCAAAUAAAUGAAUUUUUGUAUUUAUCAAA
This is a messenger RNA of Dendronephthya gigantea, 4264 nucleotides long. RefSeq names its product cyclin-G-associated kinase-like. Gene Ontology annotation, molecular function: protein serine/threonine kinase activity; ATP binding; AP-2 adaptor complex binding. The record is from RefSeq and is a predicted model, not a curated record. Gene Ontology annotation, cellular component: cytoplasm. The transcript has 24 exons. Gene Ontology annotation, biological process: positive regulation of Notch signaling pathway; regulation of clathrin-dependent endocytosis; protein phosphorylation. Lineage: Eukaryota; Metazoa; Cnidaria; Anthozoa; Malacalcyonacea; Nephtheidae. Bases 147 to 3914 code for a protein of 1255 amino acids.